Dimorphilus gyrociliatus is the source of this 1294-nucleotide messenger RNA. Lineage: Eukaryota; Metazoa; Annelida; Polychaeta; Dinophilidae. The record is from the annotation of a GenBank genome assembly.
AAUGAAUUGUUUACAGUGUUUGAUUGUCGAUAAUUGCUCCUUUUUCAUAGGAAUGAAGGAAGAUAGUGGACAAUGUAUAGUGGAUAUUUCCAUAGAACCAUUCAAUAGUCUAUGCGAUUCAGAUACAAAUCCUUGUAGUAAAUUGAAUACGAAAUCUUGCCAAGUUGGAAAAAAAGGUAACAUAGAGUGCAUUUGUAAGGACAAAUAUAUGCCGCCAACAUGCCAUCAUCUUAUUGAUUACUGCACUUAUACAUCUGAUAAAAAAGAAAAGCCUGGGAGUUAUUAUUGUGGCUCAACAGGAGUCUGUGUACCAAUUCUUGGUCAAAAAAGAUAUAGAUGUAAAUGCGAUUUAGGUUAUACUCACGAUCCGUCAAUUAUGAAACCAAAUUGCGCUAUGAAAAGUGAUCCUUGUUUUGAAGUUAUGUGCUUAAACAAUGGUCUAUGCUAUACAAAUGGCAUUAGAGCAUUGUGCAUUUGCCCUAGCUCAUGGACUGGUGAAGAUUGCAGUAUACCAAAUUCUAACUGGAAUUCAUGGAGACAAUGGUCAGCUUGCUUUCCAACAUGCGGAGCAAAUAGCAAAUCAACCAGAACGAGAAGCUGUAGAUUUUCAAGGGGAAAACCUUGUCCUGGGAGUCAUAUUCAAUACAGAUUAUGUUAUGAGGAGUCUUGUAUCAUAAAUGGAAGAUGGGGUAAUUGGUCUCCUUGGACAGAAUGCACCCAUUCGUGCAAUGGGGGUAGAAAAGCAAGAUAUAGAGAUUGUAAUUACGACGGUAAUUUCAUUACAAGAAAGACUAAAUUAACAAAAUGUGUUGGCUCUGAUACGGAAAUUGGAUUUUGUAAUGAACACUUUUGCCCCGCUAAACUACAAGGCACAAGUAUUGAUAUUGAAUCUACUGACGGAGUAUUACCACCGCUAGAAGUGGAUAUUAAAGUAGAUCCAAUUAGAAAAGAAUUAACUAUAGCAGAUUAUCUAGGUGAAAGUUCAAAUGAAUUCUUGCUUAGUCUUAUUGCUAUAUCAUUUGUAGUGCUCAUCCAUUUCAUUGGUUUAUUAUUAAUUGGUAUUUUAAUACGUAAUAUUAGGAAUCUUCAAUUUAAUAAACUUUUUAAGCCAGACGAUAUUAGAGAAAUGAGAUUAACUGUUGAUCAAUUUAAACAGCCUGAAAUUGAUGUAACAGCUGAUUUUAUGGCACAACUCGAACAAUUAAUUACUCAAGAAAUUGAAAAGGAAGAGGAUGUACCGGUUAAAGAUGAAAAAAAUGAGAAAUCUUAUGAAAAUUCUUCAUAUUUUUAUUAA